Messenger RNA from Symbiodinium sp. CCMP2592, 564 nucleotides. Lineage: Eukaryota; Dinophyceae; Suessiales; Symbiodiniaceae. The record is from the annotation of a GenBank genome assembly.
AUGGAGAUAGAUGGCUUCGAUGCAUGUUCAGACCAACGGCAGAAGGGCGUCGACGUGAACGCACGGCUCGAUGCCUACGGCGGCACGGCCCUGUUCCUAGCAAUCGAGCAGGGCAACUGGGAUAUGAUGAAGUGGCUGGUCGAAGAGGCCAAGGUCGACCUUGAGAUUCUUGAUUAUGGAGGCUACAAUGCUCUCGACUACGCAGCUGCCUGCCACUGGCACCAUCCAGAUCGGCCACCGAUGCUGCCCGGUGGAAAGCCGGCGCCCAUGGACAUCGCCAGCUUCCUGAAAGGCCAAGGCAUGCAGUACACUUGGUUCGGCGCAGCUCUGGCAGAGGAUAUUGACAGACUGUGGGAGUUCCUCGAGAACGGCCAAGAUGUUAACGAGCGAGGGGGCCACUUCAACAAGAGCGCCCUAGAGGAAGCCGCGGACAAUGGUGGCUACUGGACUGCGAAGUUCUUGAUGGUCAAGGGCGGACAGGUCAGCGUGACUCCGAACUGGAUCUACUCCAUGUCGCCGGAGAGCCACUGCACGGCCAACAUCCAGGGCAAGCUCGCAAAGUGA